AUGAAGCUCGUCAUUUCUCUCGCUACCACCGUCUUUGGUGCUUUGACCAUUGUGAAUGCUCAGUCCGGUACAGGCGCUACGACGCGCUACUGGGACUGCUGCAAAGAAAGCUGCGGUUGGUCUGGCAAAGCAAAUGUGAACGCCCCAGUGCGCAGCUGCGACAAGAACAACAACCCGCUCUCGGACUACAAUGCCCAGUCAGGGUGCGGUAGUGGUGGAGCAUAUGCAUGUGCUAACCAUUCACCGUGGGCUGUUAACGAUAAUCUUUCCUACGGCUUUGCAGCUGUAAAACUUCAGGGUGGCACCGAGUCUACAUGGUGCUGCCAAUGCUACGAGCUGACAUUCACGAGUGGCCCUGUUUCUGGAAAGAAGAUGAUUGUCCAGACCACCAAUACAGGUGGGGAUCUCGGAAACAACCACUUUGACCUUAUGAUCCCGGGCGGUGGAGUAGGUAUUUUCGGGCAAGGGUGCGCAUCUCAGUAUGGGGCACCUUCUACAGGGUGGGGUGCACAGUAUGGAGGCGUUUCGAGCCGAUCGCAGUGCUCUCAACUUCCUUCGGCACUCCAAGCCGGCUGUAACUGGCGCUUUGACUGGUUCCAGAACGCGGACAACCCAUCGGUCUCGUUCAAGCAAGUUACCUGCCCGAGCCAGCUCACUAGCAUCACCGGAUGCUCUCGCAAGUAA
Messenger RNA from Rhizoctonia solani, 684 nucleotides. Its product is annotated as glycoside hydrolase family 45 protein. Gene Ontology annotation, biological process: carbohydrate metabolic process. The transcript has 8 exons. NCBI's taxonomy places the organism in Eukaryota, Fungi, Basidiomycota, Agaricomycetes, Cantharellales, Ceratobasidiaceae. The coding region runs from base 1 to 684 and encodes 227 amino acids. Gene Ontology annotation, molecular function: cellulase activity. The record is from RefSeq and is a predicted model, not a curated record.